This is a messenger RNA of Labrus bergylta (ballan wrasse), 2339 nucleotides long. It is a transcript of the gene pgrmc1, whose product is annotated as progesterone receptor membrane component 1. Gene Ontology annotation, cellular component: endomembrane system; membrane; endoplasmic reticulum. Lineage: Eukaryota; Metazoa; Chordata; Actinopteri; Labriformes; Labridae. The record is from RefSeq and is a predicted model, not a curated record.
CACCUAACACACACACACACACGAGCGGUGAGAGAGAGCGAAUCCAACAUGGCUGAAGCGGAGGAAAGCGAGCUAACUUCUGGAGGAAUUUUCCAGGAGAUUUUCACGUCUCCUCUGAACCUGACGCUGCUGAGCCUCUGCUUGUUCCUCCUCUACAAAAUCUUCCGCGGGGACAAACAGCCGGACCUCGGCGAGGUGGAGCCACAGCUGCCCAAACUGAAAAAGAGAGAUUUUACCCUCGCAGAUUUGAGUCCCUACGAUGGACUGCAAGAUCCGAGGAUCCUCAUGGGUGUCAACGGGAAAGUGUUCGACGUGACCCGGGGAAAGAAGUUCUACGGACCAGAGGGGCCGUACGGAGUGUUUGCAGGCAAAGACGCGUCCAGAGGUUUGGCCACGUUCUGCCUGGAUAAGGAGGCUCUGAAGAACGAACAUGACGACCUGUCCGACCUGAACGCCAUGCAGCAGGAGAGCCUGUCUGAGUGGGAGUCUCAGUUCACCUUUAAGUACGACUAUGUGGGCAAGCUCCUGAAGCCGGGCGAGGAGCCCACGGAGUACACCGACGACGAGGAAGGAAAGGACAAAAAGACAGACUAGAAGCUGAAACGUGACCAAGAAGGAAACACAGAUAGAUGCCUUAAUGUUUCUGUGAAGUUUCGAUGCCUCCCGUUAAAACCAUUUCAAACAUUCUCAUAUUUUUGGACCAUCAUGAUACUGGAUUUUACAAGCUGACUGAAUUGAUUAAUGUAAAUUUAAAGGGCAAUAACAAUGAUAUAAAUAUACACCACAUACUGAUGUAGAGGCGUAUAGUGCUGUUAGAGUUUAAAUCCUGUCAACUUGAUCCUCAGAUUGACUUGUUAACGGACCAAUUCCAGCAUAUAAGGAAGUGACCGAUGGUCGAACGCGCUAUCAGGAGAACUGUUUUUAAUAUCCGCAGCUCUGUUGUAAACUUUGUUCAUAUCACUGAAGUUCGUAUUGCAGGUUGUACACAUUCCUUCACAAGGGUCGGCUCAGCUCACAAUGAAAUGAAUCAUCUCAGGAAGUAGUGUGGUUUAAAGUGAAAAAAUAAAAUAACGGACUGGAGCCAGAGGACGGAUUCAAAUAGAAAUAAAAAUGCUGUAUUUUUUUUUCCAACCUUGGUGUAACUAUCAAAACUCACCCUGUGCUGAUCACAGGUCUCGCUAACUGUGCACUAGCUAUCUCUAUUAUUAGAAUCAGGGACUUUUUUUUGUCUCUUAUGAUUUUAUUCAACAUAUCAAAUUAAGUAUAUUACAAAAAUACAAAAAUAAAUGAGGCAUAAAGCAUGCAGAAAGAUUCAUAGUUGAUUGAAGGAAACAACAAGGGACAAAGAAGAAAGGAGGCAGCUUCUAUAAAAAAAAAAACAACCACCAAGGCACCCCGUGUAGGACACUAAAUUAAAGUCAAUAACACCAGUACUCUAAGUUAGAGCAAGAAGCAUGGGCCUGUUUCACUAUUUAGUACAAACGUACAUUUACCAUGAAUCAUUAGAAACCUUCGUCUGUGAGAGCCAGCUCACUUAACUGUCCAAAACAAAACGUUCUCAAAAAAUUCUUUCACUUUCUGUCGGACUCUCAGAUCAGCCUUUGUGCCGAUCCCCUCAAGUCCUUUACAGUCGUAUCCCUUUUUGUAUGUAGAGCACACGUGUUAUGAUGUAGUGCAAAAAUGAUAUUGUACAAUGAAAUAGGAGCAGGUGCUGCACAUACAGUCGACACUAAAGUAUCCCUCACACCUUUGUGGCGCUGAUAUUCAAUUUGUGUCCACCAAAACACUAAAAGAAAAUAACACCGCAAGUGGCUCUGAGCCUCUACAAUGAAAACAGCAAGAGUUAUAAUGACCAACCCUCAGGACAGAAAUAAUGAUUAUAAUAAACUCCAGUCUAACAGUUGAAACAGCUGCAGCACCGCUUACUGAACAGAGAGCAGAUGAGCUGAUGUAAAAAAAUCUUCAGAGUUGAACACUGUCUGCUCACACACAUGAACAGAUCUGUACAGAACAUUUCUACGAGUCAAAUCCCUCUGACUUCACUCACCUUUGUUUAACGUUUUUCUGCUCUUAAUACAGUAAGAUGAAGAUGACAUACAGAUGUUUGUAUCAUUUAACACCAUCCACUGUAUCUGCUUAUCUCAGCCUCCCGUCCAAUAACACACUUGAUGUUUUUAAUUAACAGGUUUUAUUCAGUUUUAUCUGAAACUUUUACGACGAAAUGACAAUCGAUGUUAUUGUACCAAGAGGCCCACAGUGGUGAGGUCGUGUGAUGUCAAGUAUCAGACAUUUGACAGUAACUUUUUAAUCAGUGAACUAUUAAAAAAAGUCAAAAUAUA